UAAUAAUAUAAUAGUUAUGCUUGAAUUCAGUGCGUUAUCGUAUUGCAUUGUUAGUAAAAAUAAUAAAGGUAACUACGCGAUUACACGCUGUUUAUUUCGAAUAGACAUUAAUUAAUUUUAAUCUGUUAAUUUAUCCGUGGUAGUGAUACAGUAUUUAUAAAUAUUGGUGGCAACGUUUUACGGGUUUCCAGGCGGUACAUCCGCUAUUUACUUUAAGAUUUUGGAAGUUGUUGAUAAAUAUUCAUUUUAUAAGGUAGUAUUUUCAGAAAAAAAUUUGCUGCGUGUGUUAUGGCAAAGCUUGCAGAAAGCCACGAUAACGUGGUAUGCAUAUCGCCAAUAGAAUCGCUGAAAAUGUUAGCGUUUUCACUUGUUUGGGGUUUGUGGAUAGUACUUAAAGACAAUUUGAAUAGACUCGUGAAUGCCGUAACACGUACUUCAGUAAAUGGUAAAUACGGACAAAACAACAGAAGAGACAGCCCUCCAUCAUGUUUGACGAGCACAGUUUACGGAACACAUUCGAACGCCAAAAUCAAGGGCGUUAAGUUUCAUUAUGUUGAAUGUGGAGAUCCUAAUAAUGCAGUUGCACUUUUAUUGCAUGGAUUUCCAUCUUGUUGGAUUAGUUGGCAUCAACAAAUACCAAAUUUAUCAACUGAUUUUCGUGUUAUCGCUGUCGAUCUUAAAGGUUUUGGCGAUUCCGAUAAACCAUCUUCCCGAAAAGGUUACCGAGUGGAAAGCUUAAUAAAUGAGCUUUUAAUGUUUUUAUCGUCAUUAGGCGUGGAUGCCAAUAGUAAAUGUCACAUAAUUGGUCACGACUUAGGAGCACUUUUGGGAUGGUACUUAGUACAUCUAAGGCCAGAGUAUGUAUCUAAAUUCGUGUCUAUUUCUUGUCCUCAUCCCAACGUUUAUUGGGAAUAUUUGCCGACUUCUAGUUUUUUCAAUAAAAACUGGAUUUACUUUAGCCAACUGCCGUAUUUGCCUGAAAUGAAUGCUUUGCAGAGCGAUUUAAAAAUAAUCAAUCAAUGUUAUCAGCAUUUGUCUAAGUCAAAAGAAAAAGACGACAUGGAUUACAUUGACGCAUACAAGUACACAUUUUCAAGAACAGAGGAUUGGACUGGCGCUAUAAAUUACUUCAGAAAUCUGCCGUUUUAUCGAAUAGAAACAUCUACGAGUAAUAACAAUAAUCAAGAUGUCUUAAACGUUCCGUGUUUGCUAAUUGUUGGCAAUAAUGAUGAAAACGUUAAGAUGGAAAGUGUUAUAAAGUCAACAGAGUACUUAAAGACAUUUACCAUAAAAAUAAUUGAUAACUCUUCACAUUUCCCUCAUCAAGAACAGCCAGUGGCUGUCAAUAAAAUUUUAAAGUCAUUCUUAGUUCCUAUAAGGCCUGUGAUAAAUGAAGAAACAUCUCGACGGACCAAUUCAGGUGGGAUCGUGGACAGAUUCCGAGGAUUAGUUACUUCGACGGUUCAAAUUGGAAGUUCCUUAAAAGACUCAAUGCAAAAGCGAAGAGUUCUCGCAUCUCUUGCUUUAAAACAAUUAGAGUAGUGUUAACGUUUUAUUCUUGUAAGAUAAUUAUUUUAUUGAUUUUAAUGUUUGUUGGUCUAUAGCUAACCACACAAAUAGUAAUUUAUUGUGCAUCUGAUUUCAUCAAAUUUGUUAACUAUAAGAAUCUAUUCAAUGAAUGAUUUUGUUUGCAUACUACAGUUAAAGAUGCGUAUCAACCUCUAACAUAAUUAUGUUAUACACUAUUGUUGAGAUUACUUAGUUAAAACAUUUGUUAUUAUUUAUUAGACUUUUGUAAAGAAAUGAUCAUAACCAAAAUUGAUUUAUAUGAACUCCAGGUUGAUUAUGCUUUGUUUACAGUUUUUAUUAGUAAUUGUACAUUGAUAAUUAAUUUAACUGCGCGUAAUUUAUUAUUCGAUGUCUACGUUGAAUGUGUAAAAUGUUUGUACCUCUUAUAUUGUUACAUAUUUUUUAUGUCAUUCAAUCUAAAUUAUAGAUUUAUUUUUUAAACUUAUUGCACACAA
Messenger RNA from Daktulosphaira vitifoliae (grape phylloxera), 2024 nucleotides. RefSeq names its product epoxide hydrolase 4-like. The record is from RefSeq and is a predicted model, not a curated record. The coding region runs from base 289 to 1542 and encodes 417 amino acids. Gene Ontology annotation, molecular function: hydrolase activity. The transcript is spliced from 6 exons. Lineage: Eukaryota; Metazoa; Arthropoda; Insecta; Hemiptera; Phylloxeridae.